Messenger RNA from Blepharisma stoltei, 3041 nucleotides. The record is from the annotation of a GenBank genome assembly. NCBI's taxonomy places the organism in Eukaryota, Ciliophora, Heterotrichea, Heterotrichida, Blepharismidae.
AUGAAUAAGCUCAUACAUAUUGGAUCAGUUUUAUUGCUUCUUCUAUGGAUUUUUAUCAAUAUAAUUCUCUAUGAGGUUCCAGGAGAAGAUGAUUCAGAGCUAAAUGAGCCUCUAGACGUUGACGCCGACAUUUUGAUUGAUUCUUCUCCAGAGCCUGACAGUGAAAACCAAAUUGAUUCUCCAUUAGAUUCAGAUCUCGAAAUCAGCGAAAUCCUUAGAAAUAAUCGUUUAAGUAUAUUAGAUGAUGAAAUUUCUAUCAACCCACUCAAAUUGGCUUGCAAGCCUGAGUCUUUUGGAUAUAGUGAGGAAGAAGCCUCCCUUUUAUUCCCAAAUAUUGAAUACCCAAGGUGCGAAGAAAGGUUCAAAUCAAGCCCAGAAAUGUUUUAUAUUGACCGCAAGGACAAUACUUUGCAUAUGAAUUGUACUGGAAAAGUAGCUUUAGGGGCGACAGAGUAUAAUGAAGAAUUUGGAAAAUACCAAUUUGCUAUACCUUUUUAUAAAGAUUAAUUAAUUAAAUUAAUGAUAAACGCUAUGGGAGUAUUCUCUAUAAAUGAAUAUAAUAUGAUUACAGAAUAUGGAGGGCCCAUUCCACUAGAGACACAGGAAUAUGCGUUUGGGACCUGCGAUUUUUUUAAAAAGACAGACUUCGAGCAUGUUGCUUAUAAGUUAAAGCCAAAAGAGCAGUCUUUGCAAAGAGCUAAAGCUUCUUUGCGAAGCAAACCUAUAAAUAUUGUUAUGCUGGUAUUAGACUCCGUUUCUAGAAGGAUGUUUUUUACUCCUCCUAUCUUUUUUAUGAACGAAGAUUUUUUAUAAAAAUAUUUUGCAUAAAAUUUAUAAAUUCAAUUUAUUUUUUAUUUAUAAAAUUCUCCAAUAAAUUUAAAUGUAAAAUUUGUUAAAACAAUUGAGGAAGAUUAGAAAACUCCCUAAAUCGUUUGAAUUUUUAAAUUCAAAUGCAAAAAAUUUUUCAUUUUUUGAUUUUAAGCUUCAUCACGUUAUGGGCCAAAAUUCUGCAGCAAGUUUUAUGCCUACUUUUUAUGGAGACAUGGAAUUUAUACAGAUUUUAAUUAAAUAAAAAUUAUUUAAUAAAAUUUUUAGUAGCACCAAUACUAUAUUAAGAAAAAAAUUAAAAUAUCGAUAUUUUUGACACAGUUAUUUUUUGCUUUUAAUUCAAUAUAAUAAAAUAUGGGCAGCAAAGAAGAAUACAUAGCGGAGAUUUGUUUUAUAAUGUCUCUAUAUGAAAAUAUUUCCAUGAGCGAGGAUUUGUGACGAUGAUGGGAAUGGAUAAUUGUGGGGAUAAUUUGGCAAGCUAUAUAGGAAGAAAUCCUAAAGUUGAUCAUACGAUGGGCUCGCUUUGAUGUGCAGCUUAUGCUAUGUAUGGGUAUAUGGAAAGUUUAAAAAAGGAAAGAUGCAUUGGAAAUAAAAAUGCUCACGCUUGGAUGAUGGACUAUAUUUUGGACUUUUCAGAAACCUAUAAAGAUGUAUCAAGGUAUACUUAUAUGCAUAUAGAUACAGCACAUGAGGAAACAGGAACUGUUGUCUCUACAAUAGAUUUAGACUUAAAACAUUUCCUUCAAGAUUUUACUAGCAGAAAUGAAGAUUAUGUAUUAUUCCUAAUGGGAGAUCACGGGAUGAGAUAUGGGCCAUGGUUUAAAUCAAAAGACGGCUCACAUGAGCAUAGAUUGCCACUUUUAUUAACAAUAGUGAAAAAUUCCGUUUUGGAAAAUAUUCCUAACAGUGCAAAAGCCUUGUUUCACAAUUCAAAUAGGCUCCUAAGUAUUCUUUUUUAAAAUUACUAUUGCCAUAAUUGUAGAUUUAUUAGAAAUUUUGCCUUUUUUUUUUAACCUUUUAUAUCCAUUUUUCCAAAAUUAAUCUAAACCAGCAUAAACUUGAUUUCCACACAACUUUACAACAUUUUGCCAACUACCCUGACAUGGAAUUCAACAAAACUGAAAUCAGAAAAAAAUCUUCAACAACUAAAAAGACUUACAAUCUGUUCCACGAUUAUAUCCCUUCAAGCAGAACUUGUGAAGAUGCUGGGAUCCCUUCUUAUUGAUGCAGCUGCAAGCCUUUUAAGGAAAUUACUGGGAACCAAAACUCAAAACAAUACAACUAUUUAACAGUUAAUGUUAUAAAAGAAUUUAAUACAGAAAAUAAAGUCGAACAAGACAAGUACUGCCUAAAGCUAAAUUUAGAUAAAACCGCAUAUAUAGGAAAAAUGGAAGACGGAGAUGUAGAUUAUUAUAAAAUAAAAUUUACAGUCAUAGAGAAAGCUUCAGCACUAUUUGAGGUAAUUAUCAGACUUUCAGAUAAUAAAAUAUGGCGUCUUCGUCUGGGCAUGGCCUCCCGGCCAUGCAUACUCGACUUAUAUUUUAUUUAUAUCCGGUAAGGUUUUACUACUUCAGAAAUGGACAGCAAUGCUAGGUAAGCAAUUCUGGUUGUGUUCAGAGCCUAGCCCAAGUCUAAAUUCAGAGGUGGUGUUUUUUCCUCGUGGGGAAGACGAGCACGGAAGUUGGAAAGGGGAAGCCCAGCAGAGUCCUCAGGACCAAUCGGGCAACUCCCUAGCGUGAAACUGGGCGUUACGUCCCAGGCUUUCGAGUUCCACCUUCUACCGACAGUCGACCAGAAAAUCCAUUUUUUAUGGAUUUUCGGAAAGACAACCCACGUAUGUGCGAAUCCCUCGUUUGAGGCAAUGAGGAGGGUGUCCGCCGAGGCCUCACCAUAGGCGAUGAGCGUGUAGGGGUGCAAAUCCCUGGCCCUGCAAGUGCGAACGGCUAAUCUUAAUCUUAAUCUUAAUCAGACUUUCAGAGAAAAAAAUAACAAAAAAAGAAGCUGAAUAUUUUGACGUAAAAAAUAUCACUUUUGGGGAAAUGAAAUAUUAUAAUAUUAUGAACGUGAAUAGGCUGGACUCGUAUGAUAGUGUCUGCAAAGACGAAAUUGUUAGCAAGGGAUAUGAUCCAACUUAUUGUAUAUGUGAUGAGCUUGAAUUUAUGAGAAAUUCCAUUAAAGGCACAGAUGAUGAGAAUAACUCAAAAAAUCCAUAA